Messenger RNA from Aphanomyces astaci, 828 nucleotides. RefSeq lists its product as hypothetical. The record is from RefSeq and is a predicted model, not a curated record. The transcript is spliced from 4 exons. Bases 1 to 828 code for a protein of 275 amino acids. Lineage: Eukaryota; Oomycota; Saprolegniomycetes; Saprolegniales; Verrucalvaceae.
AUGUACGACUUGUCGGCACUGGACGGGUUCACGUACCGAACCCUCCUGGAGGUCACCGCUUCGGAAGAUGCUUGUGCGCUGUGGUGUCGUCGAGUUGGCCUCCUGGAGGGUUCAAUGGCGUGCCCUACCUGCGCAAAGUAUAUGAUGCUGUCGAAGACAAAGCACGGUUGGCGCUGGCGAUGCCAGAAGAAGCCCCACGCCGACCGCCCGGUCGAAAAGAGUAUCCGCGCUGGCUCGAUCUUUGCGAAGUCGAAGUUACCACUAACGACGCUCUUGCGUCUGUUAUACGCGUGUGCUUCGCACAAGCCAGCCAAGACUGUCAUGGAUGAGGAAGGAGUGUCGACGGACACCGCGUGCAAUUGGUACAACUAUUGCCGAGAUAUUUGCUCGGCUGAAAUGCUUGCAAGCGAAAUGAAGAUUGGUGGUGAAGGACAUGUCAUCGAAAUCGACGAGACGUCCUUGAAGAAGGCCGUGGUGAAGUUCACUCAGACCGACCGUACGAAACCAACGCUCUUAGCGUUGAUCAAGAAACACGUACGACUCGGAACUCUGAUUAUGUCGGACAAGUUCGGGUCGUACGUGUCAACGAACGAAGUCCAUACUCUUGCCAACAACAGAGACCUUCAAGACAUGAGCGAAGGCCUAUGGGAAAAUCAAAUCAAGCAACAUAUCAAGACCAUGCGAGGUAUGGUGUCAGAUCUGUUACCUUCGUUCUUGGACGAAUGUCUGUGGCGCAGCUGGUACUUUCCACCGGAUGCCUCGGGCACAACCUACUUCAAAGGGUUAGUCGUAGGAAUUAAGAAGAAGUACGGUCAUGCAGAGUUGUAA